Carassius carassius (crucian carp) is the source of this 1962-nucleotide messenger RNA. Its product is annotated as dehydrodolichyl diphosphate synthase complex subunit nus1. The coding region runs from base 195 to 1019 and encodes 274 amino acids. Gene Ontology annotation, molecular function: ditrans,polycis-polyprenyl diphosphate synthase [(2E,6E)-farnesyl diphosphate specific] activity. Lineage: Eukaryota; Metazoa; Chordata; Actinopteri; Cypriniformes; Cyprinidae. The record is from RefSeq and is a predicted model, not a curated record. Gene Ontology annotation, cellular component: dehydrodolichyl diphosphate synthase complex; endoplasmic reticulum membrane. The transcript has 5 exons.
AGCAGUUCAGAGUGGAAAGGUUGGCAAGAAGAAGAAAUGGCAGCCGGCGCACGGUGGUGUUGGCAGUGACCAAAAUGGCUAAUUUCUCGAUAGACUAUCGCUCACUCUGAUACGGAUUACUUUAAUAUUAUGAAUUUACUUGAAAAACCCCAUAAGUACAUUCAACUAGGAACGCGUUUCUAAGACUUUGAAGCAUGGCUUUAAUGUAUGAGAUGGCGUGGCGCUUUUUGCACGCGCUGCUCUAUGUCCAGCGAGCGCUGGUCGCCUGGUUCCGAGUCCACAUUUGGAGGUGGAAACGGGCCGUGUUGGGCUUAUUGCUGCCCCUUGCCCUGGGCAUACACAAGCUGAAAAAGACUGGAGCCACAGGCAAACGGACCAGCCGCCGGGUUCGCAGUGGAGCCGAUGGCAGGACGUUAGAGAAGCUGCCUCUUCAUCUGGGGUUAUUGAUCACCGAGGAUGAGAUCCACUUCACUGACGUCGCCAGUCUAGUGGUCUGGUGCAUGGCAGUGGGCAUCUCAUAUGUCAGUGUGUAUGAUAAUCAAGGUGUAUUCAGGCGGAAUAACUUCAGACUCAUGGAGGAGAUCCUGAAACAGCAGCAGGAGCUUUUGGGAAUGGACGGCUCCAAAUACUCGGUGGAGUUUAUGAAGAACGGUACAGAUAAACAAGAGCAUCAAGUGUUAUCUUGUCAGUCAGUGGUGAAAGUCUUCUCUCCAGACGAUGGGCGGCUCAGUAUCGUCCAGGCAGCCCAGCAGCUCUGCAGGGCCGUUGAGCAGAAGGAGAGGACACUCAAAGACAUUAACGUCACUGUGCUGGACUCAUUACUCAGAGAGUCAAAGAACAUACCAGACCCAGACCUGGUGCUGAAGUUUGGCCCUGUGGAAAGCACACUUGGGUUUCUUCCCUGGCACAUCAGACUAACAGAGAUUAUCUCCAUGCCGUCUCACGUAGAUGUCUCUUACGAUGACCUGUUCGGUGCUCUGCAGCGAUAUGCGACGUGCGAGCAGCGGUUGGGCAAGUGAGGAUCAGUCCACAGAGAGCAGAACAGAAGAAACUGGAUGAGCGAGAGGGGAUGGAGGGAGUCCGUCCCUCUCUUCAUGUUUACAGUACAAGCACUAGAGCCUCAGCGCCAGCAUGCCAAGGCCUGCCGGGCGUCUCUCUCUCUGUGUAUGUGUAUGAUUUAGACUCGUGUGUGUGUAUGUGUGAGUCUCCCGUGAGUAACAACACACAGAAAAGAAUGUGAACGCUGCCCUGCAGACAAUCCGGUCACUCGAAGAGCUUGGUUAGCCAUGUGGUGUAAACUUACCAUCAUCUUUUUUUUUUUCUUUUUUCUUUUUUUCCUUUCUGAAUCUUUGGACACUGGAAUGGUGACAGUUGGUAAAAGUGCACUGAACUCUACAGAAGCUGUGUACAGUCAUCCAUCUUGCACAGCGAACGAGAGCCCCUGGAGAGGGAAUGUGCUUCUCGUUGCACAGCUGCCUUCAGACGGCACAAACAUGAGAGAUUUUUCUAUUUCUUCUGCAUGCUGAAUCUGUCUUAUUGCAACGUCACGGUCCCAUUAAGGCUGUAAAUGGUUAUAUGUGUGUUUAUUUGUCAUUGUGUCGUUUGAAUGUGCGCGUGUGUGCCACAAAUGACACUAAUUGACACACUUUACAUCUACAUCGCCUCACCCCCCUGAAAGCUCUCGCUCUUUGUAAUGGCUCGUGGCACUGAUUAUGAUUUUAUUCGAUUUUUAGUAAAUAGUUUCAUUCAGAAAUCUUUUUUUUUUUUUUUUCUUUGUCUAUGUCUAUUGAUCAGAAAUGUUUCACUCUAAUAUUUUGUGAGAUCCGUAAUUGUUUUUUCAUAAAAGGCCACACACUUUUCAUGGUUGUGCUCCACACAAGAAGUCAUCUUAAAUGUGUAAUUCAUGGGCUGGUUUGCUAGUGUCCAAUGUGAAUGUAUAAUAAACGUUACUGAAAUCUUUAA